AUGACAAACACGAAGAGAUGUUGCAGAAAUCUUGAUCUAAACUAUACGAUUUAUGGAGGGCGGUCGAAGGAAAAUUUUGUAGGGCAGAUGGAAAUGUUGGAAACAGAAGCGAAGAAUUUAGAUGCCAAGACUAUUGUUUGGAGUGAGCAGAUAAAAAAUUUGCUAGCCGCAGCAAAAACCUCUGGAAAUCCUGUUAUUCUUCAACAUCCUAUUUUUGCAGACUUUUUUGAGGACUGUGAAAUCAUAAUACCGAACAAUGUCGACUAUAACUUUGUCCUGGCAGUAACUGAGUCGAUUGCAGAUAUGUAUAAAGAUGAAGAUACAAGAGGGGAAAAUUUAAACGAUAAUUCCAAGAAUAUUACAAUAUCAGCCUUAAUCAAUGCACAAACAAAACGAUAA
This is a messenger RNA of Ambispora leptoticha, 399 nucleotides long. The record is from the annotation of a GenBank genome assembly. Lineage: Eukaryota; Fungi; Glomeromycota; Glomeromycetes; Archaeosporales; Ambisporaceae.